UUUUUGUUUUCAAAGACGAAUAGACGAACGCUUCGCGUCGGCGGUUGAUUUGCGUGUGUUUAUUUACCUUUUUGAAGCCCGCACUUUCGCAGUGUUUUGUUUUGAUUUUGCGGCAAUCGCUUACAUACAUUACUGAUGAUUAUUGGCUCUGAAACUCUGAAAAUUUUCUGAGGGAAAAGCAGAAAGUACAUAAUCAACAGGACAGUAGCGGCAGCAACAGUUGAAGGCGGCAGGCAGCGUCGUAGGCCGUAAGAUGUCAUUGACGAAAAAGGAUCCAUCGCUGAGAGUCGCCGCCUCGGAUCCGCAUCUCGUUUCACUGGGCGGAGGACGUCUGAGCACCGCCGUUACCAUUCACUAUAUACAUAUAGGUGACACGACAAUCGGAUCGGCGCCCAGUUGCAGCAUCUCGUUAAAUGGAAGCGGAGUACGUCCGCUGCACUGCACCAUUUAUAGGAGCGACGCCAACGAAGUAACUCUCGUGCCCGAAAAGGAUAGCCGGCUGUUAAUCGACGGAUCUCCGAUUCUGGAGGAGACCAAACUCAGCCAGGGGGCAAUGAUUACCAUUGGCAAUUCCAACUAUCUGAGAUUCAAUAAUCCGGACGAGGCGCAAAUGAUGCGAUCGGCGAUGGGCUCCAACGAAAGGAUAUCCAUGCCACAGAUCGAUUUCACGCAAUCGGCACGUCAGGCCCACGAGCUAAGUCAGUCCCUGGAACUGGAGUCCUUUUAUGAGAGCAUUAUAAAUCCGAUCAACAACUCAUCGGCCUACGAACUGGAGUGCCCCAAGGUGUUUAGCUCCGAUCUGGUCACCGUCAAUAUGCCCGCCAAAGAUGUCCUGGGCCAGAAGUACGCCAGCUUUGCCCGCAAUCUCGCCGAGAAUCAUCGCAACGAGAAGCAACUGAACAACCAAUUCGCCAAGGGAGUUGGCAGCAACAGUGGCUACUGGAAUGUGCCCAGCAAUGCGGCCAUUUACAAGGAACACCAGCAGCAACAGCCCCAGGGUCAACCCGAUCUGCUGACGAAAGUCAAUAACGAUCGCUACGAUCGGUAUCCGAAGACGGGGGGACUCCAGAUCUACUCCAUGAACAGUGUCAACAGUGAGAUCAACAAUUCGGUCAACGGGGGAGGUCCUGAACUGGAGGACAUGCUCAAGAUCUGCACGGAAUAUGCGGAUAGAAACAACUCCAUUAAUCCGCCGCACAACACAUCGAGUACUUCCAGCAUCACCUCCUCGCCGAUCGUCCAGAAUCGCAUCAAGACGAAUGGUUCCCUGCCGCGGGACAAGAACAAGUCACCGUUCCCGCAGCAGGGCGCCGGAUCGGGGGCCGGCAGCACCGCCAACCUAGCUAUGCUGAGCAGUUCCUCCGGCUACGAGAAUGUCCGACUGCUGGGACCCAAUCGUGUGGAGAUCAACGGCCAGAUACAUGUCCCAGCUGGGGCAGGAGGAGGAGCUCCUGGCGUUAAUGGAAACGGAAUAGCUCCGAGUCCAGCGGUUCGAGCUAGUCACGAGAAUCUUGUGAACAAUAGUAUCUCUAAUACUGGACCAGGUCCGGGGUCAGGAUCAGGACCCGGUCCGGGACCUGGUGGAAAGUAUGUGCCACAAAGUCCGAGGACGAAAAUCCGCACCAACUGCAUGUCUCCAAAGAAAGAUGUAUCCUUCGGCAAUGCCUUCGCGCUGGCCAUCAGUUCCCUGCCGCAGGCAUCCACGGCCGUGGUUUCGGCGCCCUUUCCGAUGGUGAAGCCACCACUGGCGCCCAAACCACCAGCUCCCAACCAGCAGAGGGACUACGAGCAGCUGUUCAAGUCCUUUGAGAGAAAGCAGCAGCAACUGGAUCGCCUGGUGCCGCCCAAGCGGAGCAACAAGAACAUCAACAAUCUCACCCUGAACCUGCAGCCCCAAGAAGUCCAGACCCAGUCGCCAAAGAUGAGCCGGAAACCAGCACCGGCGCCAAGGAGCAUCCACCUGGAGCAGCGCCAGCGCAGGGAACUGAUUCAACGGCGGAAGCUGGUCAAGAAGGAACUGGCGGAGCUGCCUCCCACGGCGGGUAUCGAUACCCUAGAGCUGGAACUGGGGGAGCAGCCCUUGCCCGCCACUGCAUCACCGCGCUUGCAGCUCCAGGCCCUGCAGAACAAGAUCCGACGUCUGGAGGCCCAACGGAACGCCACCCGGGUCAUGGAGGAGAAUCAACAGGCCAAGCUGAAGCAGUCCAUCGAAAUGAAGCAGGACCAGCUGAAGAAGUUGCGAGCCAUGUUAAAGCAGAAACCAAACAAUGCCUGCCUGAAGGAGGAGUCGCAGCUGGUGUGCGAGUCCCUGGAGAGCGAUAGAAAGACGUUCGAGGAUCUGGAGUUUCAGUACUUUGAAGAGGAAUCCGAACACCAUGCCAGCCACGAGGAACUGAAGCGCCAGGAGCAACGUCUGGCCCUCGAAGCCGAGUUGGCGGCACUGCGCAUUCAAAUCGGUCCCGACGAGGAGGAAUCCACGCCGCCCAACUCGCCGGCCUCCAAUCACGGCGGCAGCAGCAAUCUGGUCAACGGCGUAAUGUCCCAGUCCCUGUUCGGAUCCGCUGAGCUGCUCUGCCCCAAGCGCAAUCAGGAGGAUCUGAUGUCGAAGAGCGUGAAUGAGAAUAUGUUCUAUAACCACAAAAUCGAGGCCACCACCAGCACGCCCAAGCGCCUGCCCCUCCAGCUCUUCGAGGAUGUCAACGGUGGCAGCUGCGAGCAGAUCAGCUUCAACCUCUCCCUCCAAAGCGAUCGCUUCGAGGUGAAUCCUCUGGAGCGUCGUGUACCGUCGCAGGACGACAUCGAUCGCAGCUGCAAGGUGGCCAACGAUGCCCCCAUCUCGGCCAGCCAGGGCGCCAGCACCAAGAUCUUUGACAGCAUCAAGGAGAUUGAAAAGAAUCGCAAGCUCUUAUUGGCUCAGCAGGGUCAUCAGGUCAUCGAGCACGAGCGACAAAAGAUCUACGACCUGAAGAAGAAAAGUCAUGACGAGGCUCGCACUCAGUACUUGCUCUCCACCCAGCAGCACCAACAGCAGCAGCAAUCGAUGGAGCAAUCAAUGGAACAGUUGGAGACGAACGCCAACGGCGGCAAAGAUGCGAAAUUAUUUGAGAAGGCCGAGAUGCAAAAGCUCAAUAAAGCAGAUGACACAACAGAGAAGGAGGAGGCGAGAAAGACAAACGGCGAUAAGGAGAAUAAUGUGAAAAACAGAAAGUCAACCGGGAGCAGUCCAACAACAAUAGCCACCACAGAAGCAACACCUCAACAGCAACGCCAUUCGCAACCGGAACUGGAACACCAUGCCCUUGCCCUGGGCCUGAGUGGCAGCAGUGGAGGCGGUGGUGGGGCUGGCAACCAGAUGGUGACCCGCAGUCCCCGACCCCUUUCGGAGGCCAACAACUGCGAUGCUGCCAUCGAGGCGCCCAAGUUCAGCAACGGAUUGGACUCGUCGGCGGAGGGCAACAACAACAAGAGGGCCAGCAGUAAUAGCAACUCACAGGAUACGGCAUCGGCGGGUAGCGGAAGCGGGAAUAGCGGCAGUGGCGGCAGCACAGCCAGCACGGACAGGAAACGCGUUCUUCCCAAGCACCAGCGACCACUCACCCGCUACCUGCCCAUCUUCUCGCCGGAUCUGAACCUGAGGCAUCACAUCGAAACUGCCGGCCAUCAGAUUGACCUCUGUCCCCAUGUCUUUGUCGAUGCCCACAGCUGUCGGGGUUACCUUCACAAGCUGGGAGCCACAUUUCAUACAUGGUCACGUCGCUGGUUUGUUCUGGACCGUCAGAGGAGUGCUUUAAUAUAUUAUUCCGACAAAUCGGAGAGGAAGCCCAGAGGCGGUGCCUAUUUCGCGACCAUUGACGAGGUCUAUCUGGAUCACCUGAAUGCCUCGAAGAGCGGCCGGCCGCACUGCACAUUCAUUGUGAAAACGAAAAAGCGAAGCUACAAUCUGCAGGCGGCCUCCGAUUCCGCGGCCCGCAUUUGGAUCGAUGCCAUAAUCACGGGAGCCCAGGGCAACCUGGACUACUAAUAGAAAGGAUUUCACCUUCCCAAAAAGGAUUCCCACACUUCUGCCCAGUGUACAGUCUCAGCAUUAAAAUGGAAAUGAUAAUAUAUAUAUAUAAAUCUAAAAACCUACUUUAGACAUCUAAGAGAGGAAAAGAAAUUGCUCAAAAAACUACAUCCUGCAUCCUGUAGAACAUCCCAGGACACCUGCUUACUUUUAUUUGGCAAACUAACGAAAUCCGAGAUUUCAGUACUGGACCAAAGUCGAAAAUGUAUUUUUUUUUCAUAUAGAUAUAGCACCUAAUGCUUUUUACUUUAUGAUAAAAUUAGUUAAGCCCUCUAUCGCUUAAUUUUAGAAUUUUAAAGUGUACAUCAUGGUCAGCCCAACACGCUACUAACACAGCCACAUCAAAGCCUAAUCAUACGAAUAACUAUAUAUAUAUAUAUUAAUAUAUAUAUACUUAACGAUAAAGUCUAGACUAAAUAUGCCUGUAUACAAGUUUUUUAUAACGAUUUGACUACUAUUGUACUUUUGAAGUUUCAUUGUGAAUUUACCUAUUAACUAUACACAUAUACACAUUAUAUAACUAUUAUAUUUUAUAUGAAAAAUAUACCAUAUAUUUUGAUAAACGAUAUAAUUCGAAAAAUCGAACGUUACUAAGCCCAAGACUAAAAUAAAAAAUUAAAAACUAAAGUUUAAAUGAUUUGCUCAGGCAACUGAAAAGGAUAAUCAAAAGUAUAAUCGUGAGAGAACACCAACUAAUAAUAAACAAUAACUAUGAAUGUGUAACAAGUAUAAAUAGUUAAUAAAAAUCAUUUGUUUUUUAUAGAUAAA
Drosophila bipectinata is the source of this 4831-nucleotide messenger RNA. RefSeq names its product pleckstrin homology-like domain family B member 2. Lineage: Eukaryota; Metazoa; Arthropoda; Insecta; Diptera; Drosophilidae. The record is from RefSeq and is a predicted model, not a curated record. Gene Ontology annotation, molecular function: protein binding.